Molecule: messenger RNA, 1845 nt
Organism: Elaeis guineensis (African oil palm)
Lineage: Eukaryota; Viridiplantae; Streptophyta; Magnoliopsida; Arecales; Arecaceae
Product: thioredoxin reductase NTRC
Biological process (GO): removal of superoxide radicals
Cellular component (GO): cytoplasm
Molecular function (GO): thioredoxin-disulfide reductase (NADPH) activity
Source: RefSeq, a predicted model, not a curated record
AAAAGAUAAACAAAUACGUAUCGGCAGCCCGCUCUCCCCAGCUCUUCUGCUCUCUCCAUCCUCUCGACCUCUCGCCGCCGGCCGAAUGGCGGUGUUUCGUGUCGGCAUGGCGGCCAUCGUCUCGGUGACGCCCUCCUCCGCCCUCCCCAGCCGCCGGUGUCUCCUCCUCCGCCGGACCACUGCCGCCGCUCCUCCUCGCGGCGUCCCCCUCCGCCCUCCACCCUCCGGCGGCCCCCGCCGGACUGCCCGCCCCGUCUCCGUAUCGAUGCCGGCCUCCUCCACGGAGGAGGUUCCCGUCUCCUCCUCUGCAGUUCCUUCUAGUGGAAUCGAGAAUUUGGUGAUCAUAGGUUCUGGUCCAGCUGGAUACACUGCAGCAAUUUAUGCAGCUCGUGCAAAUUUGAAGCCACUUGUGUUUGAAGGGUAUCAAAUGGGUGGUGUUCCAGGAGGGCAGUUGAUGACUACCACUGAAGUCGAAAACUUUCCUGGAUUUCCAGAUGGCAUAAGUGGUCCUGAUUUGAUGGAUAAGAUGCGUCGUCAAGCUGAGCGUUGGGGUGCAGAACUUUUUCAAGAAGAUGUUGAAUUUGUAGAUGUGAAGAGCAGUCCAUUUACCAUCCGGAGCAGUGAGCGUGAGGUAAAGUGCCACAGUCUUAUUAUAGCAACAGGAGCAACUGCUAAAAGGCUUAGGUUACCUCGUGAAGAUGACUUUUGGAGUAGAGGAAUAAGUGCUUGUGCAAUAUGUGAUGGAGCAUCUCCACUAUUUAAAGGACAAGUUCUUGCAGUUGUUGGAGGAGGUGAUACAGCUACCGAGGAAGCAUUAUAUUUGACUAAAUAUGCUCGUCAUGUGCACUUACUUGUUCGUAAAAGCCAGCUACGAGCAUCAAAAGCAAUGCAAGACAGAGUAUUCAACAAUCCAAAUAUUACCGUGCACUUCAAUACAGAAGCUGUGGAUGCCGUCAGCAAUAACAAAGGCCAGAUGUCAGGCAUUUUAGUAAAAAGAGUUGAUACUGGAGAGGAUUCAAUCCUAGAGGUAAAAGGUCUCUUUUAUGGAAUAGGGCAUACACCAAACAGCCGGUUGUUAGAAGGUCAAGUCGAACUUGAUAGCUCAGGCUACAUCUUAGUCAAAGGAGGGACGGCAAAAACUUCAGUUGAAGGUGUCUUUGCUGCUGGUGAUGUACAGGAUCAUGAAUGGAGGCAAGCGGUAACUGCUGCUGGAUCUGGAUGUAUCGCUGCUUUAUCAGUGGAGAGAUACCUAGUUUCCAAUAAUCUCCUUGUUGAAUUUCACCAGCCUGUAGCUGAAGAGGUAAAGAAGGAAGUUACAGACAGGGAUGUAGAAAUGGGUUUUGACAUAACACGGACAAAGCACAAGGGCCAGUAUGCACUAAGGAAAUUGUACCAUGAAAGCCCAAGGCUAUUAUGUGUUUUAUACACUGCACCAACAUGUGGCCCUUGUAGGACUUUAAAACCAAUUUUAGGCAAGGUAAUAGAUGAAUUUGAUCAGAAUGUACACUUGGUUGAAAUUGACAUUGAGGAAGAUCCUGAAAUUGCGGAAGCAGCAGGAAUUAUGGGAACACCUUGUGUGCAAUUUUUCAAACAUAAGGAAAUGCUCAAGACUGUGUCUGGGGUGAAAAUGAAGAAAGAAUACAGAGAAUUUAUUGAGGCAAACAAAUGAGCGGAGCUGUUUAACUAUGCUUAAUAAUUUUUACAUUCAUUUACUCUGUUUUGAUCUUUCAUGCUACCAUUUGAAAUGGCCAAUUUUUACGGGUUUUUCCAGAUCUAAAUCUGUACCCUAAUUAUUUAUAAUAUAUCAACUUGAAAAUUCCCUCAUUUGCUAAGGAAAUUCUGUUG